Molecule: messenger RNA, 885 nt
Organism: Eremothecium cymbalariae DBVPG#7215
Lineage: Eukaryota; Fungi; Ascomycota; Saccharomycetes; Saccharomycetales; Saccharomycetaceae
Gene: DPP1
Product: bifunctional diacylglycerol diphosphate phosphatase/phosphatidate phosphatase
Exons: 1
Coding region: 1-885 (294 amino acids)
Biological process (GO): phospholipid metabolic process
Molecular function (GO): phosphatidate phosphatase activity
Source: RefSeq, a predicted model, not a curated record
AUGGGGAUAGAUAGGCUAUCCUUUGGGUUUCGUGUGUUUGCGAAGUACGGGGUGCUGAAGAAGUGGAGGGUUACCGAUGUUAUUCUAUGUCUCAUAUUAUUUGGAGUGAAUAUUCCUAUAUACCUAGCCAAGCCGUUCCAAAGACAGUUUACGGUUAACGACCUGACGAUUUUACAUCCUUAUGCAGAACACCAGAGGGUGGGCGAUUGGGAGCUCAUUGCUUACAGUUUUGUGAUUCCCUUUGGGGUUAUCCUGCUUCUGUCGUUGGUUCUAUCCGAUUCUAGACACAGAUUCUACAUUAUGUAUAUCUCUCUUCUUGGGUUAUUUUUGUCCUAUUUGUCGAAUAUGCUAAUCACAAACUACUUGAAAAAUUGGAUUGGACGCUGUAGACCAGAUUUUAUUGCUAGAUGUCAGCCUCGUGAGGGUCUACAGAAUGAUGUCCUUUAUACAGCAGAUGUCUGUACAACAGCGAAUGAGGAUCGGCUCAUGGAUGGAUUUAGAACUACCCCGUCGGGCCACUCAAGUCAGAGUUUUGCAGGCUUAGGGUACUUGUUCCUAUGGCUCUCGGGCCAGUUGCUAACUGAAAAGCCGCUGGUAGGUUCGUGGAGGAAGGCCGUUGCCUUCAUUCCAGUGAUGGGUGCCGCUAUUAUUGCCCUUUCAAGAACGCAAGAUUAUAGGCACCACUUUGUUGAUGUCAUAUUAGGAAGUCUACUAGGAAUGUGGUUCGCCUGGUGGGCUUAUAGGAGGAACUUCCCUCCAAUCGAUUCACGUGUUCCUUUCAAGCCUCUAUUGGAUAACAGUGAUGUUGAGCUAGAAUCAGAGGAACUUCCUCCAAAGUCUGUCGAUGAGGAAAUGGCUCCGUUAACCUUGCCACCUACUCGCUGA